CCUCUCUGGCCUGCUUUUUGCCAGAGCCCUUGAGACUGGCUGAGGACUGGUUGCCAUAGAGAUGGUGGGGAGGGCAGUUCCAAGGCUGGCAGAUGGGGGUGGGGGACGGGGCAGGACACCAAUAUGCGAAACACCCACCAACAGCUGAGCAGGAGUACUUCGGGGAGACCAGGGCGGGACACGCGGCUCCAGGCUCCAGGGACCACCAUCGGGCUGCUCAAGUUUCUGUCAGACAUCCCCCAAGCCGAGCAGGGAAGGACUGGGAGUGGCGAAGGUGGGAUUCUGGGCCAGCAGCCGAGGUCUCGGAGUGCAGGGCAGACGGCAAAGAAGGACCGGAGGCCCCAGGCCCGGAACAGAAAAGGGCACGGCUCUGCCGAGGCUGAAGAUCUCAUCCCCUCUUCGUCUCGGAAACCCUCCUUCCCCUUCCAGUGGGCCUGGGAGAGAUUCACCACUGAUGGCCGGGCUCUGCAUCAACCCAGCUCCUUCUCGGCCCCCGGCUACCAAGCCCUGCCCCUGCCCCGAGCAGUCCUCAAGUACAAGGCCAGGUGCGAGUCCACAGCCACCCUCCCAGAGGCCCAUGGCUUCUGCGGGAAGUCAGAGGUGCCAAACCUGGAAAGGAGCCAGCAGCUCAGGGCCUGGGGCUGCAUUCCCAUCUCUCCUGGCAAAGGGGAGAGCCCAGAACUGGAGGCACUCGGUGAGUGUGACCUCCAGCCACCUGGGAAGAGGUCAGGAUCAGGAUCCGAGUCUGAGGAAGGCACUGAGCUGGAAGCCCUGGGUGCUGAGGAGGCGGGGAGGGGCAUGAGCCCUGGGGAACUGCCCCACCUCCUCAGGACCGGGUCGAUCUUCGAAGAGGAGCAGUUUGCAGAGGUGACAGAGGAGGGGGAGCACAGGGCCCCCCAUAGAAGGGGGGCUGGCUCUCAAAGAAAGGGGCAGAAUGUUGGCAAGGAGGCCUCCAAUGAGGGUGACCUGCGGUGCAAGGGGAACAGCUCCAGCUCCAACCUCAGAAGAUCACAGAGGAGGAAGUCCAGGGCCAAGGAGCUGGAGGGACCAUGGGACCUGGAGAAGCUGCAGUGGCAGUUACGGCAAGACUUGCACUGUGGCCCUGAAAAGCAACCCUGGAAGGCUUUGCAGUCUGCUGUCCAGGCCUCCAAUCGGAGUGGGAAGUCCUAUGCCUUGGGAGAUGAAGAGAAUUUUCUGUUUGCCAACUUUCCUAACCGUACCUUCCACAAACGACAGGAGGCCACGAGAAGCCUGCUGCAGGCCUGGGAGCGGCAGCAGCAGGAGGAACGGCAGCAGGCCGAGUUGCGCAGGGCCCGGGAGCAACGGGUCCAGCAGCAGGUGGCUCGAUGCCUGGCGGCCUACACACCCAGAGGGACCCAGGGGCCGGGGGCCGCCCAGCGCAAGCUGGAGGAGCUGAGGCGCCAGGAGCGGCAGCGCUUUGCUCAGUAUCAGGCGGAGCUGCAGGGCAUCCAGCACAGGGUGCAGGCCCGGCCCUACCUGUUCCAGCAGGCCAUGCAGGUCAAUGCCCGGCUCACAGUGGCCCGGCGCUUCUCCCAGGUGCUGUCAGCACUGGGACUGGAUGAGGAGCAGCUGCUGGCUGAGGCUGGAAAGAGGGACGCGGAGGGUUCCUCCAGGAAACCCAGGAGCCACAAGUCAAUGGGGGUGAGAAUGGAGCACUCUUCUGAGAGCCCCCCAAAGACAGAACGCACUGGAAGCCAGCCUGACAGGCACUCCGCUCCAAGCCCAAACCAAGAGUCCAGCCCCUAA
Molecule: messenger RNA, 1767 nt
Organism: Ailuropoda melanoleuca (giant panda)
Lineage: Eukaryota; Metazoa; Chordata; Mammalia; Carnivora; Ursidae
Gene: TSGA10IP
Product: testis specific 10 interacting protein
Exons: 8
Coding region: 124-1767 (547 amino acids)
Biological process (GO): cilium organization
Cellular component (GO): cilium; photoreceptor connecting cilium; ciliary basal body
Source: RefSeq, a predicted model, not a curated record